AUGUCUGACCUCGACGUGGGCACCCUCUUCCACAACAUGGGCAAGAUCCUGCUCGCGGUCCUGGUCUUCGCCCUCAGCUUCAUCCCCAUCGGCGCCCUCGCCCUCCUCUCAGCCUGGCUCUGCUGCUUCGAAGAGCGCGCACACUUUUUCCAACGAAAACUUCCAAAGACCGAGACCUCUAAGGGCUUCCUGGUUGCUCUCGUGAUCGCGCAUUGCGCAGUCACAUUCUUCCUGGCCAUAGUAUGGAGCUCCAACGGCACGUCGGCAAUGACGGUCAUCACGUACAGCGUGGCCAUUGUCAUUACAGUCGUAUUCGGGCUCUGUCUGGGGGGCUUGAUACUGGGGACGAUGUGGCAUAUCUUCCAGACGAAUUUCGUGAACAAGUCGGCGUCUGGCGAGUCGGGAAGCUAUCAGCCGGUGGCUACUACCAAUGAGCAUGAGCUGGAGAGUGGUGCUCCCCAAACUGAUGAAUCGACUGCGGCGUCGACAAAGGCUUGA
Zasmidium cellare ATCC 36951 is the source of this 498-nucleotide messenger RNA. RefSeq lists its product as uncharacterized. The coding region runs from base 1 to 498 and encodes 165 amino acids. The transcript has a single exon. The record is from RefSeq and is a predicted model, not a curated record. Lineage: Eukaryota; Fungi; Ascomycota; Dothideomycetes; Mycosphaerellales; Mycosphaerellaceae.